AUGUCUACUACUACUUCCUCCACCACCUCGUCCGUGAGCGCAACCAGCACUGCCUGCGGCGGCAGCGUCUGGGAAAUCCCCACGACAGAUGCAGCAUGUGCGGCCAUUAUUAGUGGGAAUAUGACCGAUGUGAUGGAUGAGUGCUGCAAGAACGCGAAGGUCUCCAAGUAUGACAACGACUGCGGCAUCUAUUGUCUCGCCCAGGGCCAAGAUGUCAACAAGCUCCAGUCCUGCCUCACCAGCAAGAGCGGCAACUACCAAAAUGUCUUUUGCAACGCUCGUCUCAAUGCGACCGCCACAGCCACAGGCUCCAAGUCCACUUCCUCAGGCACCGGUACUAGCACAGCCUCGUCUGCUACCUCGACUUCCCCAAACGCCGCUAUUGCGAACCAGCCAAUCUCGAAGUCUGGUGUUGGACUGAUUGCGCUCCUUUUCGGCUCUGCUUUGAUGGCUGUUAUUUCUUAA
Molecule: messenger RNA, 465 nt
Organism: Penicillium samsonianum
Lineage: Eukaryota; Fungi; Ascomycota; Eurotiomycetes; Eurotiales; Aspergillaceae
Exons: 1
Coding region: 1-465 (154 amino acids)
Source: RefSeq, a predicted model, not a curated record